AUGUCUACUACGAAAUGUUAUCAGUGUGUGAAAAGCGUAAAUAUGGAGGAUGCAGUGCAAUGUGAUGGGUGUAAACGACACUUGUGUUUUACUUGUAGUGGACUUACUAGCAGUGAAAUCAAAGUAAUGGGCCUAAAAACCAAACGUACAAUGCUGUUCCUAUGCAAACCAUGUCGCGAGGGGCUGUUUCAAGUACCGAUUUUAAUAAAAGCUGUUGAUGCAUUGCGGGAUGAAGUACAGCAGUUGCGAUUGGAACUGGCAUCGAAAUCUGGCCUAACUGAUGCCACUUCUGCUUCAAAAACCGUCACGUCCGAUGUUAUAGCGGAAAUACGUGAGCGGGAGCGCAGAGCGUGCAAUAUUUUGAUCGCGGGCACCAAGGAAUCUGAGGCGGAAGAUGUGCAAAUACGCCAGAAACAUGAUGAAAAUGUGGUGAACAAUAUUAUUAGAAAUCUAAACGACGAAAUAUCCCCAAGUGAUGUGCUUAAAAUUAUAAGGCUAGGAAAAAGAGAAACAGGCAAGACUCGUUUGCUCAAAGUAGUGUUUAAGUCUCGCUGGGUAGCUGUCAAGGCACUUCAAAACAAACAAAAGUUGAGCAAACCGUUGCAAAUCUACUGUGACCAAACACCAAAACAAAGAGAGGCCCUACAGGCUCUGCGUACCGAACUGCUGGCUAGGCAAGAGAAGGAGACUUGGCUCAAAAGCAUAGACAAGGGAGCCAGCAUUUCGAUUCCAGGUUACACACUAUACAGAUUAGACAGAAAAAUAAUUCCUGGAGGAAAAUCAAGAGGUGGUGGUGUAGCAGUUUAUGUACGGAAAUUCAUUAAUAAUGUACCAAUAGUUGUAAAAAAAAAUAGUGCAUACAUGAGCGAAUUGACAGAAGCAUUAUAUCUUGAUAUUCAACUAAAAUCACAUCACUUUCUCUUAGUGGUUAUAUACAGAGCGGACAAUGACAAGGAAUGGAAUAUUAAGGACAAAAUACUAUAUGAAAACUUAAGUACUGCAUCUGCACACAACACCAUGGUCAUAGUUGGGGAUUUUAAUUACAGGGACAUUGUUUGGCCUCUUUCUUAUAAACAGAGCUUGCAUGACUCAGCUCAGCUCUUUCAAAAAUUCUACUUUGACUCAGCUCUAUGCCAACUUGUCACUGAGCCAACCCGCUAUCAAUCCGGAAAUAUUCCCUCACUACUGGAUUUGGUAAUGACAAAUGAGGAAGAUCUUAUCUCAGGCAUUACCAACUCAGCUCCAAUUGGUAAAAGUGAUCACUGUGUAAUUGAAUUUCAAAUUCAAUACCUCAUCUCAAGCCCUUCAGCGCAAGGAUUAUUUAGACGUGCUUUACAUAAAAUAAACUAUGAGAUUGUUAAUGCAGAGCUCAAAAACAAGCUAUGUAGUCAUGACUGGAGUAAAUCAGUUGAUGAACAGUGGAUGGCCCUGAAGGAUGAAGUGGAAAUUGUUUUAGACCGACAUGCUCCUCUCAAUAUGGUUAAAAAAAAGAAAAAUCUAAAUAAACCCUGGAUAAAUGCUUCCAUUGUUGAAUUGACAAAACAGAAAAAGAUUUUAUGGGACUCAUAUGUGGCAGACAAGAAAUGCGAUACAAAAUAUAAGGCAUACAGAGACUGCAAUAACAGGUGUGUUAGUGAAGCAAGAAGACUUAGAAGUCUUUACGAAGCCAAGAUUGUCGAGAGUGGAAACAAACCCUUCUAUACUCACCUACGCAGUUGCAUGGCUUCUAAAGUUGGUCUGCCGCCUGUGGUACGUGAUGAACUUGGCAAUCUUGUGGUUGAAGGGUCUAAAAUUGCCGAAGCAUUUGCUUGUGAAUUUGAGAAAACAUACUCAUUGGAACCUGACCUUAAUAAUAUUUCCAUACCUAUACCAAGAGUUAAAAACUCCAUAGAUGACAUCAAGUUCACAUCACAGGAUGUGCUUAUGGUUCUCAAGUCCCUAAAUGUAAACUCUGCUACUGGGCCUGAUAAUGUCCCUGGAGUAUUUCUCCAAUCAUGCGCUGAAACCAUCACACCUGUCUUGGUCAAUAUUUUGAAUGAAUCAUAUGCUUCAGGUGAGAUACCAAAAGACUGGAGACAUGCUAUAGUAACACCUGUUUUUAAAAAGGGUGAUAAAUUAGAUCCAGCUAACUACAGGCCAAUCAGCUUAACUAGUAUUGUUUGCAAAUGUAUGGAGAAGAUUAUAUGUAAAAAAGUAAAAAAAUUCCUAGCAAAUGAGAAAAUUAUUCCGGAUAACCAGCAUGGUUUUGUGGAACGGCGCUCGACUACAACUAACCUUCUUUCCUGCUACCACAGAUGGACUGAGGAACUUGAUAAACAUAAUCCCUUGGAUAUAUUCUACCUGGACUUUGAACGGGCCUUUGACAAGGUACCACACAGACGUCUUUUGGUUAAAUUGGAACAUCUGGGUAUCCGAGGAAAUCUUCUGAAAUGGAUCAAAAAUUAUCUGAGUGGAAGAACCUUUCAGCAUGCAUCAUUAGGAUUUAGGGGCUUGUAUAAUCUUGAGGUUUGCUGA
This is a messenger RNA of Parnassius apollo (apollo), 2514 nucleotides long. The record is from the annotation of a GenBank genome assembly. NCBI's taxonomy places the organism in Eukaryota, Metazoa, Arthropoda, Insecta, Lepidoptera, Papilionidae.